Messenger RNA from Lodderomyces jiufengensis, 2538 nucleotides. RefSeq lists its product as uncharacterized. The transcript has 2 exons. The record is from RefSeq and is a predicted model, not a curated record. Bases 1 to 2538 code for a protein of 845 amino acids. Lineage: Eukaryota; Fungi; Ascomycota; Pichiomycetes; Serinales; Debaryomycetaceae.
AUGCAACAAAUUAAAACAAAGUAUAAAAUGUCAAUUACCAAAACUAAAAAAAAUUUAAAAAAAUUAAUCAAAAAAGUCUUUAAAAAUCAUUUAACCAAAAAAGAUCAAUCAAGCAUUUCAAAAAAACAAAAAUACUGUUCAACCCCAAAAGCUGAUGAAGUUAAUACCAAUCAACAACAAACUAAUAACAGCAAACAACAACAAAACCACAUUACCAAACAGCAACAAAAUAAUGUUACCAAACCAGAACAAACUAAUAUUACCGAACAACAACAAAAUAAUGUUACCAAAUCAGAACAAACUAAUAUUACCAAGCAACAACAAACUAAUGAUACCAAACAAAAUCAAAUCCACAAAAUCAAACAACAAAAUGAAAUCACCAAAAUAAUUGUUCAACAUAAUAAUCAACUUUUAGACUCCAAUUUACCACAAAGAGUUAAAAUGUUCAAAAUUGAUUCUACAGAUGCAUUUGAAGGUAUAUUUGCAAGAAAGUUUAAAUCAACUCUGAAACAAAAACCAUUUUCAAAACAAAAACCAAAUAGAGAUUCAGAAGAAGUCGUUGAUUUAAAUUUGGAAAAGCAUAUUGAUGAAAGUGUCAACAAAAAAAUUCAAAUUAUUCUAUAUGAUGAUGCAGAAGGAGCAGUUAAUAACACAAAUGAAAGAGUAGUUUACAAUCUGGCCAAUUGUGACUCAACAAGAGGUGUUAAUAAUGAGAACAAUUCAACUGCUAAAAUUGGAGAUAAAACACUUUAUAUAUUAGAAAAUGGAAAAGCUGUCAAAUUAAUUAAAAAAGAAGAUGAAGAGGAUGAAUCAACUAUUAAAAAAGGAGCUGUUUUGAAACAGAGAGAAGUAGUAGAUAAGAAGUUUGAACAACGUAGAAUUAGAGAGAUGGAAAAAGUAAUUAACAGAAUCGAAGAAGCAGAAAAAUUUAUCAAAGAAAAUCAUUCAGGUAACAAAAAUGAAUAUGAAACAAUUUCUAGCAAUGCACAAAAUGCUAAAAUUAUUAAAGUUAAAAAGGAAGUAGUAUCUAGACCAUUUAAUAUAAGAAAAAAUGGUGAAGCAGAAGCAGUCAUCGAAGGAAAUUCACCAGCUGCUAACACCGAAGAAAAAAGAUUGUUUACUGGAAACAACGAUGGACAUAUAUCAAGUUCUGACGAUGUUGAAAUUGCAGAUAAUGCUAAGGAUGAUUCAAUUAUAGGAAAUUCCGAUGCAACAGAUAAUAAAUCCAUUAAUGAAGCAUUACAAACUAAAAUAUAUUCACCAAUCACCGUUCCAAUAUUACAAAGAUUAUCUAGUGAAAAUAACAAUAGUAAAGAUUUGAGUUCUCAUGAUGCUGAAACUAAAAUUAAUGCUAGACAUGAAAUUACAAGAGUCCUCAAACCAAUUGAUGAAGCAGUAAGAGGAAUAGUUGAUACUUUUGUAAAUAUAGGUAAAUCAUUGACAAUGAUAAUUGGUUUGAUAAUUAUAUCAAUAUAUUUUUAUACAGGACAUGUCUAUGGAUUAUCAUUACUUCAAUUCCUUUUUGAGUUACUGUUUGGUGAAGAUGAGAAUGAAUCAGGACCGAAUCUAAUAUCUGAUAAUGAAGUAAGGUACAUUGGAAAAUAUGAAUCAAGUAUAAGUGAUACCGGCGAUAGCAUUAGUUUAGAAUCUAAUGACAUUGGAAGUGUAGCUGAGGAUGAUGAUGCUGCAAGACCUAAUCAAAUUACUAGUGAUAAUUAUGCAAUAGAUAAAAAAUCAAGUGAUGAAGCUUUAUGUACUAAAACAUAUUCAAAUUACAUGAACGAAGAAGAAGUAAUAUCCAAUGGAAAUAACGAUAAAAAUGGUACAGGUUCAAGUGAUUUGAGAAAUGUAAUUAAAUUUGAUAAUCCAAUUUUUAGUGAUACUGAUGCAGCAGAUAAUAAUUCAACUAAUGGAUCAUUGUGCCCUGAAGAAAAGUCACCUGUAAAUAGUACUGAAAAAACUUCAGGUAGUAAUGAAGAAGAAAGGUUGUUCAGUGGAACCAGCAAUACGAAUACUCCAAUUUCAAAUAAUGUUGAAGCUGACAAUAACGAUACUAAUGAUAUAUUAACUGAUACUAAAUAUUUGGAUGAUGAACCAGAUAUAUUUGGAAGUUAUUUAAAACAAUUCAGAAUUUUUCAAAAUGAUCCUAUAAUACAUUAUUGUAAAAAAAUAAUUCGUAAAACAUUUACAGAUGAAAUAAGAGAAAAUCAAGAACAACAACAACAAAGCCAACAACAUCAACAUCAACAACAACAACAACAACAACAUCAACAUCAACAUCAACAUCAUCAUCAACAUCAACAUCAACAUCAACAUCAACAUCAACAUCAACAUCAACAUCAACAUCAACAACAAAGUCAACAACAACAACAACAGCAACAACAACAACAACUACUACUACUACUACUACUACUACUACAACAACAACAACAACUACAACAACAACAACAUCAACAUCAACAUAAACAUCAACAUCAACAUCAACAUCCACAUCAACAUCAACAUCAACAUCAACUGUUUAAUCGCCGCUACUACUAA